CGCGCAUGCCCCUGAGGCUGGCAAGGCAAGGGGGCGGGGCGACGGGAGGCAGGCUACUGGCAGGGGGCGAGCACCCGGUACGCGGCCAUAUCUCACUUUUAUAAUUGUAGUGUGCCCGACUUCAUACUCAUAGUACUGCUGGAAUUCUAGCAGUACUAAGGAACAUUGCCAGCAGUCAUGGACAAGCCACGCCUGCGAACCUUCAGCAGCAGCAGCACAGGAGGGGGGGGAGUGGCAGGGGCGGGAGCUGGUGCUGGUCAGUACACACAGAUUGGAGGGUCAGAUUCAGAUGACUCCAGAUCGAGCAUCUCGCGCUCAGAGGACACGGAUGUCAUUCCAUCUAUUGUCUACAUCUCGGAUGACUCGGCUGAGGUGGCCCCUUCUGACACCAGCGCCAGUGUUGACCCGGAUGCUCUUGGUUACAUUGGAGGCAGUGUGGAGAUGCAGGAUGACGAGACUUCUCGGAGGCUCCUCCUGGACUCUGAGUGCCCCACACCCCAACCAUCACUUCAGCCAGAGUCUUGCUUCACCCUCACCCACCCCCUUGCCACUAUGGCCUUCACCUCAGGGUCUGACUGUGAUAUUGGAGGCCUGGCAGAUGAUCCUCAAUUGGGGCUACCAGAGGAUGGGGAGCAUAUUGGCUUUGCUGGCCUGACUCCUGAUCGUGAGGGAUGUUCCUUCGAGCGGAGCAGCAGUGUGUCCUCGUCAUCCUCGGGCUCCUCCCCAGGGGUGCAGCAGCCUCUCCUCCCCGAGUACCAGCCUCUGCCUCCUGACUUUUCCCUCCACCACCACCACCACCACCACUUUCCUGGUUUGGAGUAUGAACCCCUCGAGGAGCAACACCCAACUAUCACACCUGCCUCUGCUACUGCUGCUGCUAAGAAAAUGCAUGAUCCACUAGACAUAUUAGUGGAUGUGACGGACAUCCCUAGCACAAUUCAGCCGUUCCUAGGCCGGUGUAUGAUAGGGGGGCAUGUACACAUCUCAGCCAGGUAUAAGGAUGCCUUUUAUGUGAGCUGGAACUGGCCACGCAUACGCCAGACCUGCAUGUUCCUGAACCUGUCCGUGCUGCUGGCCCUCCUGUGUGUGUGUGUGGGACUUUUGGUGCAGAUGCCUCAAGGGUCUGAAUGUAACCCGCACCAUGCAUGGUGGCAAGGAUCCGUCAUGUACGAGGUGUUUGUGCCAAGCUUCCAUGAUUCCAACGGGGAUGGGGUGGGGGAUUUGCCGGGCCUCACUGCCAAGCUGGAUUAUAUACAGAGUCUGGGUGUUCGUGGUGUGCGUCUUGCCUCCAUUCUUAAGGCAUCAGACUACUUGGCCAGCCACACUGCUGUUGUAAACUACACAGCCGUGGAUCCUCUGCUGGGGACGCUGGAGGACCUAAAGAUGCUGGCCACACACCUACAUCAACGGGACAUGUAUCUCCUCAUGGACCUGCCCCUCGCUUAUGCCACAGCGGAAAACACCAUCACCCUGGCGGGGGUGUACCCAGUCCUCAAGCACUGGUUGGCUUUGGGUGUCAACGGCUUCUUUUUCCCUGAUAUCACAGAGCUGGCAGGUGAUCCUGGGCUUGUUGAGGCGCUGCAUGAGUGGCGGAACAUCCUGGAUCAGUACAGUAGUGGCAUGGAGCACCGGGUGAUGAUGGCACCGGUGGAGCUGCUCGACAAGCUGCAGGCAGAUGGCUUCCCUCACCUGGACCACCUCAUCCACCAACUGGACCUUAUUGAUGUUUCAGUCAAUCUCACAGGCCCUGCUGAGGUCAUCCCAGAUUUGCUGAGGAGCGCCACAGCCUGGGACAACCACGCCUCACUGCCGUGGAUCAACUGGCACAUGGGUGGGAUUGGAAGACAACGUGUGGCUGCCCUUGCUGACCUUCACCCACUGGGACGUAGUUUGGUGCUCCUCUUCUUCCCUGGCACCAUCACCCUCUAUUAUGGGGAUGAACUGGACUCUUCUAGCAUGUCACAGGAUGAUGACUGGUCAUCCAUCAUGGCUUGGAACACUGAUGCUCAUGCUGGAUUUAGCUCCACUGAACCCUGGAGGCCCCUUAAUACUGGCUGGGAGGAUGACAAUGUUGAGAACCAGAACUACACCAUCUCUGUGUUAUCCACUAUGGUGAUGGCUCGGCAAGAGAAGGUACCCAUAUACAUCAAUGGCAUCUUUGACUACGAAGGAGACUACCAUCCCACCAAGACAAACAAUUAUAGGGUACGAUUUGCCAAGGAAGACUUGCUGAUAAUGGACAGGUUUUAUCCUCGCCGGAACCAAUACGCUGUGGUUGCCAACCUUGGGAAUGAGGUAAUCAACAAGGACCUUUCCCAUUAUUACUUUGGUGGCUCAGUUUUAGCUUCUUCCCAUGGUCAGACAGGCUUUGUAACCUUCCGUAACAUUAGUCUGCAGCCAGGUGAGGCUUUGGCUUGUAUAUUAGACUUGUAAUUAGAGCUUAAUUUAGUAGUGUUUCAAGUUUUGUAGCAUAUUUUAAGAUGCAUAAUGAGUCUAGUCACUUCAGAUUGAAUCCUUCAGAACUGAAGGAUGUAAACACUACUCUUUGUAGUGGACCUUAGAGUGUGUUGUGAGAGUGGUAAUAGGACAGUUUCAAGUGUGUUAAUGAAAUAUGUUGUUUUAAUGUGUCUUGAUGGCUGAAAAAUCACAGUAUUUCAGCAAGGAACAAGAAUGUAGUCAAUUAUUAUUAUUCUACCUAUAAAACUAAACUUCAUACACCUUUUUCUUCAUAUGUACAAUACUCGUAAUCUCACUACGUGCAGAGUGCAUAAUUUUCUGAAGGAUAUAUUUUUGACGAAAAAAAUGCUAUAAAGUAACUCGGUGGAGUAAUGGUGCUGAAUAAAUGAUGUUUACAUCAAAGCUGCACAGAAACUUGAACACUCAGAGCAUCAGUUUGGUGGCUUGUCACAAUAAACAAAAUAGCUGAUUAACUGAUCUCAGGAUGGGUUUAGUAGAUUGCCCUGACUGAUUGAGUGAUACUUUAAAAGUUGUGCUGUUCUAAGCUAAGUAAUGCUUGUUAUAGUCACAAAUUAAGGAACAUAGCCAACUUAAAUCUGAUCUUAAAUGUAAAGUAUUAUGGUAACAAUGUUCAGAAGAAAUUUUGUAGUCAGGUAUUUGAUUACAUAUUUGUGUUAGUUUGCCUUCAAUUCACUCAAGAUGUUAACAAUCCUGAUGAUUUCCACAUGUAAAGAGUAUACUUCAUGUUUACUCAGAUCAAUUUAGCCAUAAAAGCAAUGAAGCUGCAGCAUCUGGCCUCUGUCAUUGGUAGCAGAUUCUGUGUAAUAUUCUGGAAGCCUGGGUCUUAUGUUCAUGUGUGACAGAUUUUGUGUUGGUUUAUUUAAAAAAUAAAAAAAAUCUUAAAACACAGGUGUAGAUAAGAAAUCAUUAAUGUGAUGGUGACACUGGCUGCUGGGUAGAUGAUUCAUUCACUUGUUUUCAUACCCUGACCAAGGCUGCAGAAAGAAAAAAAAACUUAUGAAUUGUUAUCCUCUUCAAGGCUUGUUAGUAAUUAAGGACUAAGGAUAAAAAAUAAGAAGGUAAUUAGUAAGGGAUGAUACUGUGGCUGUGUCUUAGAAUAGGGGGUGAAUACCCUACUUAGGUUCAGAGGCCAAGGAAAUGGAGAUAAGCAUCAUGGCAAAGCACUACCUAGUGUGUGUGGCUCCAUUACUUCGACGUCCAUUUAUCAUUUACCACCCUGAAGAGCUAUGAAUUGUAGUGGUUUUCUUUGCCAAAUGGUUGAGGAUAUCAACCUGAUAAUUCACACAAAAAACAUUGGUUGUGGUUUGUCAUUAUAUCAGUAUGCUGUUGUAUCCAAGUACCAUCAUGACAGUAAGGGAGUUUUGCUUGUCUCUGUGCCUUAACAAUACAGAAGGAAGUGCUCCGUGACCAUGUGCUUCAGUAUUGUGAUGCCUGAUUGAAGGUUGUAUUAUAAAGGCUGAGGAUAAAUGAUCAGUCUUAUUUAUGUUAGGAAUUGAAUUAUUUAGUGGUUUUAUGGUUCAUGAGGUGGAAUUCAUGAAUCAUACUUGCCUAAAUGUAACUCAUCAUUAUUAAAAGUUCAUUGCA
Messenger RNA from Eriocheir sinensis (Chinese mitten crab), 4062 nucleotides. RefSeq names its product 4F2 cell-surface antigen heavy chain-like. The coding region runs from base 178 to 2433 and encodes 751 amino acids. Gene Ontology annotation, biological process: carbohydrate metabolic process. NCBI's taxonomy places the organism in Eukaryota, Metazoa, Arthropoda, Malacostraca, Decapoda, Varunidae. The transcript is spliced from 15 exons. The record is from RefSeq and is a predicted model, not a curated record.